This is a messenger RNA of Manacus vitellinus (golden-collared manakin), 2463 nucleotides long. It is a transcript of the gene HAUS8, whose product is annotated as HAUS augmin like complex subunit 8. The transcript has 12 exons. Bases 111 to 1199 code for a protein of 362 amino acids. NCBI's taxonomy places the organism in Eukaryota, Metazoa, Chordata, Aves, Passeriformes, Pipridae. The record is from RefSeq and is a predicted model, not a curated record.
GUGCUGCGCGGGCGCGUUGGUUCAAACGCGAUGGCGGCUGAGGCAGCUCAGGGCUGAGGGGGAGGGACGUCCGCCCGGCCCCUUCGCUCUCCCGCUACUGCCUUGGCAGGAUGUCUGCGCACAGGAGAAACCCCGGCACCGCGGCGGCGGGCGGACAAGCGCCUGUAGCUAAGCGGAAAGGAGGAAGAACGGUGCAGUCUCGUUACCUGCAGUACGACAAGAAGAACACCGAGAAGGGUGCUUCAGCAAGUUCCUCUUCAUUGUGUGCUGCCCCACCAUCUUCUGCAGCUAAACCAAAAUCAGUUCUUUCUCAGAAACAUGAAGCUUCUGUUGGUGUUGGCCGUAGCUUAAGUCAGAGUAUCUUUGAGAAUGGUGACUUGCAGUCCACCUUAUUAGAUGAAGAAAAAAUUAAAAGACCGGACCUUGAUCUCUCAGCUAUUAAUGAUAAAACUGUCCACAAGAAGAGUGAUUGUUCAGAAUCAGCUGAAGAAGGAGAUGCAUGGACACAGACAGAGAAAACUGGAGCAGAAACUGAUUCCAGUGAUUCAAUGACAGAGCUGGAAUCUGAGACACUACUUUUAACUUACUUAAGAAUAGAGACAGGAAAAAAUCUUGCCAAGCUGGAGGAAAAAGCAGAAAAAAACUUGAUGAUGUUGUCUGAAGAAAAGCAGAGACAACAGGAGAAGCUCUUGGAGUUGAAACGUGAAAUUCUGCUUAAAGAGAGACAGCGGAAGCUCAGUGAAGCAUUAGACAAACAGAUUGAAGUGCUGUCUCCCCUCGUUCCUGUCUGUGAACAGUUUCAAAAGCAAUAUAAAAGCUUUGCAGCUUCCCUGGAUGCCACUAGGCAUGAAUUACCCAUAAAGAACAUUCACAUAGAAGGAGAUAAGCAAGCGUAUCUUGAUGAACUGGGAAAGCAAUUAAAGAUCACACGGGAGCUUCUGACAGAAAUUAUGCCAAGCCACUCAGAAGACUGUGCAAAAGCACUUACUGCACUGAAAGAGCUUAAAGAAGUGUCUCAGAAACUGGAUAAAGAGCUUCAAAGGAGCUCCAGAGAAGUGCAGAACCUGUCAUUUGAAGUCAGUAAAGAAGUUUCUCUGCAUAACCAAAGUGCAUGUGAAGAGAAGCACGGGCUAGAUGUUAUGAAAUGCUGGCUAAUGAGAAUUUAUUGGAUUACUGCAGUCUUCCCUGCCUCAGAGUAAAUACCACUUUGUUGGAGAUCCGGAAAUUCAUCCUGAAUAUGAUAAACAAACUGCUGACUGGGCUGGGACUGCCAGGACAUGAAAAGAGUUCCAGAGCGGCAGAAGAUCUAAUAGCUCUGAAAUGCACCACCGAGCCACACCAAUUAAGAGCAUUUCCAGUGAUUAAGUGAGCGUUCCUGCUCAACUCAGGAAUGGUUUUGGGUUGUUUCUUCCACUGCAUUUGUGUGUGGCCUGCAAAGCAAGCACAAGAGAUGCCUGUUUUCCUGGAAGGAGGAUCAGUCUGGUUUCCACCACUGUGGACUGAUGCAUUCUCUGUUAAGCCUUUAUCCUGGGGAGCUUCCAAGAGUGUGGCAAAGCCUGGGACAUUUGUUUUGCAGUUAUCGGUUUCUGUAUUUGCUAUCUCUGUUUGGCUGUCCCAGAAACACAAAGGGAGAACUAAACUGGGAGUUAAAGAAUGAGUGUGGCUUUUUUACCAUGAAUAUAAUACUAUAAAAAUUAAUUAAGGCUUUAUUCUUGUCUGGUGCUAUGUAAUGACUGAGACAAACGUUCUUCCAUUGGGAAGUGGGGACAAAUGAUUCUAGAAACUGAGGACUUGUUCUUUAUUUCUCGCCCACCUUCUACUGAAAUCUAGUGCUUACAGGACUUAACACAAAGCUGAAUAAGUAAUAGCCUUGGGUUUAGUACAGUAUCUUUUCUGUGCACAAUUUACAUAUAUACUCUCAAAAUCUUUAAAUAAGUGAGUACUACCUUUUAUAGAUCUGAUUUGAUCAUCUAUGUGGCAGGUUGGUGACAGCAGUUAUGCUGAGGCAAUUAACAAGGGCUAAUUAUUAAUGGGGUGGUCCUACCACUUGAUUCUUGGGAGUAAUCUCACUGAUUUGAAUUUUGCAGUUUGAGGGGGGAUCCAAAAGGAUUCACAGCACUCAAAAAUUAACAUUUUUUGUUUGACAAAUGUCUGUCUGAUAAUUUUCACAUUGCAUAGUUUAUUUAUGAGGUAGAUGGGACAUCGGGGCUAUAAUUUCUUCUGUAGAGAAGUGACAAGAUUGUACAAGGGGUCAGGAUGUAAAUUAGAUCUAGUCAGAACCCAUAUAGGUGUAUUCGCACCUUCUUCUCCUAACUGCUGUCCCUCCCUCACCUUUCUGACAGCAGUAUGGCCCCACAUGUUUUCAAGUGCCUGAGAUUCCUCAAACUUCAUGAGGAGCAGAAUUACGCAUUCAGUAAAUGAAUAAAAAUCCUAGCUAUGCACAGUGGGUGAAUAUGGCCCAUG